This is a messenger RNA of Schistosoma haematobium, 4107 nucleotides long. RefSeq lists its product as uncharacterized. The record is from RefSeq and is a predicted model, not a curated record. The transcript has 2 exons. The coding region runs from base 970 to 1473 and encodes 167 amino acids. NCBI's taxonomy places the organism in Eukaryota, Metazoa, Platyhelminthes, Trematoda, Strigeidida, Schistosomatidae.
CAUCAAACAUAAAAUUCGUACUCAAUGUAAACCUUCAAUAAUCCAAGUAGUCGAUAAUAUGGAAAAAAUCUCAUUGUACAAAUACUAGUGCUACUAAUACCAAUACUGUAGUGAAUGAGAACGCCAGUCGGUACAACCGAAUGUAUUCAACUGAGAAAUCAUAGAAUCUUUUAGUAAGAUCGGAGAACUAUUACUGUAAAUAAUUCAUUUGUAAAAUGUCAAUCAGUUAUCUCGUACUUCAUUGUUCCAUCGCUUUCACAUCAAUCACUCAUUUUCCUCUCUUUGAUCUUCUUAAUCUUCUGCCGCCAGGCAUUUCGCACACUACUUCCCCUUCUGAUUUUAUUGACACGUAUUUCUCAGUAGCGGUGUUCAUAGUCAACUGGGACUCGACUCCACGCUACAAUUGGUGAACCCAAAAGUACGAACACUUCUCAACCUCUGGUCAAACCUUCCAACGAAGCCAAUUGCGGUGAGUCUAUCGUUUGUCUAUCCAUGUCUGUUGUAUAUUUUCAUAUUAAUAUUUUUCAAUAUAUAAUAUACUCGACAUUGACGGAUAACGAUAGGAAUAAUAUUAAUAUAUUAGACUCCAGUGUACGCGUACCAAAUCUUAGGUGUCUUCCAUUCGUGUGACGAUAUUUGAGAAAUUUUCCCAAAUAACUAUUCUCACUGACCCGGAUGCUUGGUACGGAACGCAUACGCACUACCGCCUACCACCCAGCUUCAAAUGGUUUAGUUGAAAGGUUUCACCGCCAACUUAAAAGUGCUCUGCGAGCAUACGAAAACGACAAUUGGUACGAAACCUUACAGCUCGUCCUCUUAGGUAUCAGAACGAGCUUGAAGGCAGAUAUCCAAUGCUCCACCGCUGAACUUGUAUACGGCAUGACAUUGCGUCUGCCUGGAGAAUUCUUCACACCACGAAGCAUAUAUGAUUUCGGUAAAUCAGACUACGUCUAAUGACUGUCUGCAUUUAUGCGAACGCUGCCUCCGGUGUCAAUUCGAAUACAACAUCGACAGGUCGCUCUCCCUCGAGAGUUAUCUACCUGUUCACAUGUUUUCAUACGAGUAGAUUCGGUACGCAAACCUUUGCAACAACCUUACGAAGGCCCUUUUCACGUGAUCGCUCGUCACGGAAAGACCUUCAAAGUUGAUCGACAUGGCCGCGUCGAGAUCGUCAGCAUUGAUCGUCUCAAACCAGCACACGUCGAUGACAGUGCACUACCAGAUAACUUGAGACCCAAUGCUAGACCUAUCAAAUCAACUAGCGGGAUUUUUAAAUCUACUCCAAAUCCCACGAUAGAUACACCUGAGACCUCAUUCUCACGUCCCGGUCAACAGCACGUGUCAUCUGCAUCAUCUACGGACGAAACUUCAAUCUCACGUCCAGAUCAGCAGACCACGCCGCCCUUGACUUCGGAUGAGAUUGCAGGAUCACGAAAUACGAACGAGACUACAGUCUCACGUUCUGGUCGCUGAGUACGCUUACCCGUGCGCUUUCGCGACUAACCGCACAGUCAAUAAUGGAUACAGUGUAGGAUUAUUACUAUACUACAUGCAUGAUACACUUUUCUCUUUAUUUUGAUUUUUUUCUGCAUCCUGAGCCCACGCCCCCGACCAUUCCCGUCUGGUACCGUCGACUUCAGUCAACUUUGUCGAAAGCUGGUCUGGCCACCCACGCUCUUGUCAACGCACUCAGUCGAUAUUUUGGUUUCGAAUGUUUGGCAUACGCUUGGUCUCGAACUUGGUCGAUAUGGUCGCUUCUGGUUCCUCGGCUCAACGUGGUUCCGUCCUACGUCUGCAGAGUUUCUGGUCCGCAUCCCUACGAACGCAAUCUUCAGAUUAUGGAUACAAACCACUCUGGUGUCGUAUGCCAACUUGAGCAACAAAUACAGCACACUGCCCCUGGUACCGUUCUCCGAAAAAGACCUUCGUUGGCAACUCGACGAUCAACGAUCACUUUCCUGUUCCGCCAAUGCUUCCGUCCUACAAUCGCUCGUCAGCCGAUCAGUCCCACAAUUUAAACCGCUACUUAUCAAAGGUGUAAACCCUUUCUGGCGGGGGGCUCCUGUAGUGACUUACUUUUAUCACGAGAACGCGAUUGGUUUAAUGAAAACAACUAUUAUUAUAACCAAUUGCACCAAUGAUUGUUUUACUGUGCUCGUUUGUUUAAUUGUGCUACCAUUAUUCUCUAUUAUUGUUUCGCGGUUAGUGUCUUCGCUCGCACGUACUCCCUUCUGCAGCUUCUGCUUGUACCAUUUCUUGGCACGAUCUUGGUAUUCUUUCGAUACCACGAGACCGCCAAUCAAAUAAACUUGGUUCUAUUCCGCCUUCUGAUUUUAUUGACACGUAUUUCUCAGUAGCGUUGUUCAUAGUUAACUGGGACUCGACACCACGCUACAAAAUAAUCCUUUUUGCCAGUAAAAAUAAUGUCAACAUUUCAAUAUCUUUCAAGUUAAUCAAUAAGCGAAUGACUUCAAAUUUACUACGCUUUACUAAACGUAUUGCUAGAAAACCAUAUUUGUGCAUCUAAACAUGUAUAAUCACUUAUCUUGUUUCACCUAGGUGAUGCCACUUCCAAAUGUCCGUUAGGCAAUUUUUUUCUCUCAGUCAUAUUCCUUGUUCCCGACCGUAGCAGGUGCCUUGACGUGGUGUUUAGACUUGCCUAUCGUGAUGACCCAACCGAGCUAUAUUGUCUGGAACAUAUGUUCUUGUAGGUUAGUUAGAUAGUUAAUUCUUUGAAGCGACCUAUGAAAUUAACUUUCCUUUUUUACCUUUCUGCUUUCAUGUCCUUUACAAUUUUCUUCUCUUUAGAACGAUCAUAUGGUUAAUCUAUAAAUAAAUAGCGCUAUAGAAAGCGUUGGCAUGUGAGAUCAAAAGCCUUGGAUUCAAACCUAAGAUGCAGAGUCAUAGCUGAGCACUGCUAAGAGGUAACAUAUUAGGAUGUGGAAGUCGUUCAGUUCUUUUAUCUUUUCAAUCAUUGUCUAACUUAGAUAAGUUUGUAAUUUAAAAUUUAUGAAACUUCUAUAAUCCUACACAAAACAGUUUUAAUUGUUCUAUAGUUUGGGGCCUUGUCCUAAUAUGCAUCUAUUCACUAUACCCAAUUUCAAUCAGAACAUUUUGCACCCAAAGUAUGUACACCGUUUUUGUUUGUAUUUCCUAAAUAAUUCAUGUUAUUCUUUCUAGUCUAUAAGCAUAUGAAGUGAGUCCAUAAAAUAAAAAUGAAUUCUUAAGUGAUUGGAUAUAAUUAACAGGGUAUCGUAGAUUUAGAUUUUGUUCUAUUUGAAGCUGUUCUUAAAUUAAAGUACUGAGUUGCAUGGAAUUGACUUUGUCAAAGACAAUCAGUUACAUCAAAAUUACAGGUACAUCUUGUAAAUGAGUAGUGCUAAAUAGUAUGGAACCUUGGUCGAAUUAAGUUUCCUGUCGACUAUCUCCAACCAUCCCAUGUGAAAACAUAGUGCAUGUGAUGUUGAAUCAUUAAGGCUAGUGGUCACAUUGUAACAUGAUCGACAGAACUCCAUCAAUAUUAAAGGGACUAAGCUAAUAUAACAUUGUUCACUACAAAAUGACUGAUCAACUGUAAAAAUGCUUUCCCAUUACUGUGAUAUAAAUAUGGUACCAAUAUUUAUAAAAUAUCGAAAAAAUAUAUCUCGAUCAUUGCUACUACCUUGAAGUGGUUGUAGAGUUUGCUUGUUGUAAUGAACAGAUCGGGAUGUGCUGUCUGGAAAAAUAGUUCUUUAAGGUCUUACCAUUUCAGGCAGAUCGGUUAAUGAGCGGUAAAAUUAAAAACAGCAAACCCAAGGUCCGAGGGUGAAGUCGUACUGCUGACUGUAUGGAGGUCUGACGGCAGUAAAGUGUUUCUCUCAUCAUAACAGUAAUACUGCCUUCCCAGAAGGAAGGAUGAGGUUGGAAAAGAUCGACCCUUAAAAUGCACACCUAGCCUUAUUCCAUGGAUAUCCGUCUCCGUCAGUAAGGUCUAAGCAAGUACGGCACCAACACAAAAAUUACCCACAAAAAGGCUGUAUAUGACCGGUCUCAAGCACUGCGGUCACGCUCCCAGGUCGCUAAGACAAACUCUAAUCCAAUUUCCUUUUCAGAUACCUCCAGUACAAC